UAUUCAUCCGAUAGUGAAACCCAUUUCUCUCUCUGCUCUUCGAGACUUCAACCAGGUAAGCUUCUAACUCCCACUAUACUGGAUGAGUUUCCACAAACACUUCUCUUUCUAUCUGGAUUUAAUUCUCUGAAGAUCCAUACUUCUUUACUUAAAACAUGUGUAAUGAGCCAAUUCUUGGCAUACGGUUUAGUUCUUUCUUUCUUUCUUCCUCUUUUCACCCUAAUCACGGCUUUCUUAGAUUCGCAGAUUAAUGCACUUAUUGUGUCUGAAUUUCUGUGUCUGGCCUUAAACCUCUACUGUAAUUGUAAAGAUCUUGAAAUACGAUUACCUUAAUUUGGGUUAGUGCUUCUUUGGCUUUAAGUCUAAUGAUGGGUGCCUAAUUUAUAAUUCUUCCAGGUUCGUAUCUCUCAACUCUUAGGUGUCUUUUUAAGCAAUUGAAACAAUCAAAGUUGCUCUAAUGGAAAUCACAUCGGCCAAAUGGUUAUCUGAAUUGGGAGUGGAAGAUCCGGCUUUUAACUAUCAAUACCAAAUGAACCCUCUUGAUUACCCAAUUGAUGAUCUUGAUUUUCAGUUCUCUCCCAAGAGCUACUUAACGAAUGACCAAAUCUUCAAUCCCCAAACCGUACAAAACUUUAGCUGUGCACUCAAUGAAACCUCUCAGACCAGCAAUGAAAGGCCAAGAAAACAGCUAAAGACCAAUAGUUGGAACUCUUGCACCACUGAACAAAUCACUUCAAAGCCUCCUCCAUCUUCCUCUUCUCACAUUAUCUCUUUCCAGAACUCCAAUUCAUCUGCAGCUACCUCUCAACAGUUGUAUGGCCUGGACCCAACAACUGUAAAGCCUAAGAAUGAAAUGGGGUCGAAUGGAAGCAUAAAUUACCCCUCUAGUUUGUUCUGUCAGGGUUCCUUUGAGGAAUAUGGACAAGGUACCCAGAAGAAGACUGGUCCAUUGAGUAGAUCUCCUUUACAUGCACAAGAUCAUGUGAUAGCGGAGAGAAAGCGCCGCGAAAAGCUUAGCCAGAGAUUCAUAGCUCUUUCAGCUGUUGUUCCUGGCCUGAAAAAGAUGGACAAGGCUUCUGUUCUUGGAGAUGCUAUUAAGUACUUGAAGCAUUUACAAGGACGCGUAAAGACACUCGAGGAACAAGCUGCCAAGAAAACUAUGGAAUCAGUAGUUUUCGUGAAGAAAUCACAGGUGUAUGUGGACGACGAGUCGUCCUCAACUGAUGAGAACUCCGAUGGCUGCUGCGACCAACCGCUGCCAGAAAUAGAAGCUAGAGUUUCAGACAAGGAUGUUCUCAUUAGAGUGCACUGCGAAAAGCAGAAAGGAUGCCUACUGAAAAUACUAAGCGAAUUGGAAAAGCUUCAUCUAAAUGUCAUCAACAGUAGUGUCUUGCCCUUCGGAAAUUCCACCCUUGAUGUAACUAUUGUUGCCCAGAUGGACGGUGAUUUCUCCAUUACAGUGAAGGAUCUCGUGAGAAACCUAAGACAGGCUCUACUAAAGUACAUGUAAACAGAAAACACACAAGAACCCUAAAUUUUAACAGCUUUAAGUCUUCCCACUUGUUUCCAAGACCUCCUGAGAAGUACAAACACAAUGACCAGUGAAUAAUCUCUCUCUCUCUUCUCUGUUAACAAUGCUGCGACUGCGAGAAGGUUUCCAUUUUUUGCAGAAAGAGUUUUCUUUUUUGCCACUGAGGUUGUGUUUUUUUUCGCGUGGUUGACCGGUUGACCACGUUUUAAUUACCCACGUGUUGAAUAUGGAACCUCUUAUUCUGCAGCUUUUUUGGAGGGGUGUGUAGUUUUUAUUUUUUAAAGGCUCUUUUGUCAAAAAAGAGAGCUCUUUUUCCUCCCCUCUUUCCUCGUUGUAGAUGAAAGGAGACAGAAAAAACUGGCUUUUUUUUAAUUUAUUAUUAUUAUUAUUAUUAUUUUCAAGAGGGUUGGUGUGUUUUUCUAAUUAAUUAGGGUUUCGUGCUUUUUUUAAUCUUCAUCUGUAUUUGUUUGUACUUAUGUUUCAAUAGGGUUUCGUGCUUUGUUUAAUCUUCACCUGCAUUUGUUUGUACUUAUGUUUCAAUAAUGGCAUUCUUGUUUCUGAGUUCAUCUUUUUA
Messenger RNA from Hevea brasiliensis (rubber tree), 2105 nucleotides. RefSeq names its product transcription factor bHLH25. Bases 458 to 1510 code for a protein of 350 amino acids. The record is from RefSeq and is a predicted model, not a curated record. The transcript is spliced from 4 exons. NCBI's taxonomy places the organism in Eukaryota, Viridiplantae, Streptophyta, Magnoliopsida, Malpighiales, Euphorbiaceae. Gene Ontology annotation, molecular function: protein dimerization activity.